This is a messenger RNA of Pelobates fuscus (common spadefoot toad), 1699 nucleotides long. It is a transcript of the gene ERP44, whose product is annotated as endoplasmic reticulum protein 44. The coding region runs from base 167 to 1390 and encodes 407 amino acids. The record is from RefSeq and is a predicted model, not a curated record. Gene Ontology annotation, biological process: protein folding. Lineage: Eukaryota; Metazoa; Chordata; Amphibia; Anura; Pelobatidae. Gene Ontology annotation, molecular function: protein disulfide isomerase activity. Gene Ontology annotation, cellular component: endoplasmic reticulum-Golgi intermediate compartment; endoplasmic reticulum membrane. The transcript is spliced from 12 exons.
AGGCUUGCCUACCCAGGAACUACAUCUCCCAGACACCAAUGCUCACGCCAACCCGGAAGUGCAGUUAAGUUGUAACCGAGUCAGGGGUAAAUUGUCCCCAGCACUGUCUGAGCUCCUGCUUCAACUCCAAAGCCGGGAAGUUUUAUCGGGUCUCCCCGCACUGACCAUGAAACACGCCAUCUUCCUCCUCUUAUUCGAUCCAGCUUGCAUCCUCCUGCUUAUAGCAUCCUGGGCUUGUGUUCCAUCAAGAAGUGAAAUUGUAAAUCUGGAGAGCAGCAACAUAGAUGAUAUUUUGAGUAAUGCAGAUGUUGCAUUAGUCAAUUUUUAUGCAGACUGGUGCAGAUUCAGUCAAAUGUUGCACCCUAUAUUUACGGAGGCUUCAAAUAUCAUUAAAGAAGAGUAUUCAGAGAAAAAUAAUGUAGUUUUUGCUAGAGUUGACUGCGAUCAAUAUUCGGAUAUAGCACAAAGAUACAGGAUAAGCAAGUAUCCCACUUUAAAAUUAUUCAGAAAUGGAAUGAUGAUGAAAAGAGAAUAUAGAGGACAACGAUCUGUUACAGCAAUUGUGGACUUCAUCAGACAACAAAAAAGUAAUCCUAUCAGAGAUAUUCUUGAAUUGGAAGAAUUGAAAACUGUAGAUAGAAGUAAGAGAAAUAUAAUUGGUUUUUUUGAAAACAAAGAUUCCGACAACUACAGAACCUUUGAAAAAGUAGCAAAUAUUUUGCAUGAUGAUUGUGUUUUUCUUGCUGCAGUUGGUGAUGUUUCAAAGCCAGAAAGAUUCAGUGGAGACAAUGUGAUCUACAGGCCUCUUGGUGAGAAUGCUCCAGAUAUGGUCUACUUGGGAUCCUUAACCAACUUUGACUUGGCCUAUGCUUGGACGCAAGAUAAAUGUGUUCCACUUGUUCGUGAAAUAACAUUUGAAAAUGGAGAGGAGUUGACAGAAGAAGGUCUUCCGUUUCUUAUACUCUUCCAUAUGAAAGACGAUUCAGAGAGUUUAGAGAAAUUCCAACAAGAAGUUGCAAGACAAUUGAUUGGUGAAAAAGGGACAAUUAAUUUUCUACAUGCAGACUGUGAUAAGUUUAGGCAUCCCCUUCUGCACAUACAGAAGACUCCCGCAGACUGUCCUGUAAUAGCUAUCGAUAGCUUUAAACAUAUGUAUGUCUUCUCGGAUUUUAAUGAUUUAUCAAUUCCUGGUAAAUUGAAGCAAUUUGUACAAGAUCUGCAUUCUGGGAAAUUGCACAGAGAAUUUCAUCAUGGACCUGACCCUACUGAUGUAGCUCCUGGUCAGGAAACCGGAGAUUUAGCAAGCAGUCCUCCAGAGAGUUCCUUUCAGAAACUGGCCCCAAGUGAAUAUAGAUAUACCAUACUGAAAAGAGAUCGGGAUGAGCUUUAAAACAUUAGAAUUGCAUUGUUAAACUCAAUUUCCAACAUUACUUUCUGUAUGGUUUAAAAACUGCUAACCUAUAUUUUCAUAAUUUGUAUUUUUUAUUUGGGAUAAAGUAAUAAAUUGAUUUUUUUUUUAUUUGCACACAUGUUUGUAAAUACAUUGUGUUUGGUGUUUUUUCUGUACAGACUUUUAAAUAGAUAGUAAGGAAAUGCAAAUCCCUGAAGCCAACUGUCCUGUUUUAUAAACCAUACAAAAGUUGCAAGAUACUUUUCCCUGUUGAUUUACACUUCCCUAUUAAAUUUGGACUCUUUGGAA